This is a messenger RNA of Pieris brassicae (large cabbage white), 1194 nucleotides long. RefSeq lists its product as uncharacterized. Gene Ontology annotation, biological process: detection of chemical stimulus involved in sensory perception of smell; sensory perception of smell. NCBI's taxonomy places the organism in Eukaryota, Metazoa, Arthropoda, Insecta, Lepidoptera, Pieridae. Gene Ontology annotation, cellular component: plasma membrane. The record is from RefSeq and is a predicted model, not a curated record. The coding region runs from base 1 to 1194 and encodes 397 amino acids. The transcript has 5 exons. Gene Ontology annotation, molecular function: odorant binding; olfactory receptor activity.
AUGAAUACUUGUGACGAAUUACGCUUCGAGAAAAUAUUUCAAACCAUGUUAAAAGCAAUGAGGUUAAACAAAACUCAUCCAAACAUACCACGAGACAAGAAAUGGUUCUUAAAAUUCAUUAUUAUGUAUGGAAUAUUCAUGCUUGGUAUCAGUUUCGCUGCUUAUAGUACAUUUUUCCACGAUUUGAAGGAUGGAAACUUCAGUCAGGCUUGUUAUCAUGGAGUCUUAAUUGUAAUAUUUACUGUCGUCUCCUUAUAUCACAUUGUCAUGGGGUGGCAUCGAUUUCGGUUUCAAGAUUUAAUAAAUCAAAUGAAAGAAGACUACGAUGUGGCCAAACACUUUGCAGUUGAAGACUACAAUGUCGUAUUAGAUUAUGCUAAAAGAGGUAAAAUGAUUAUGUACACUUGGUUGGCUUUGGCGUUAUCUUGUGUUAUAAUACAUCAGCUAAGUGCGAUUUUACCAAUGGUACACAAUGCAGCAAUGACGGGAGAGUUUCAAUGUGUUCAUCUGUAUAAUAUAACCUAUCCUGGAAAUUUGGAGAUUUGGAAAAAUGAAACUUCGGUGUGUUUAUCACUGUUUGCGCUAUUUACUUAUGGUUAUAUAUAUGCAGUUAUAAUGUAUAUAGCUGGUCCGGCGUUGGGUCCAAUAUUAAUGCUACACGGAUGUGGUCAACUCGAGCUAGUGAGACGAAGAAUUGCGGAGACCUAUUCUAAAAGAAAAAAGGGUUUUGAGGUUCAUAAUCUCAAAUUGGCUGCUAAACAUCUCUCCAUGACAUAUAAUUUUAUGAAAAAAACAAAUGAGAGCCUGCAAAUGUUUCACGAAAUCAUUUUUAAGGCUGUGAUCGUUAUUUUGCCGAUUCUUUUUUAUCAACUUAAGGAGGGUAAUACUAAUCGAGAAAUGAACAUUGAAAUUAUAGGAUUCGUAUUUGGAGCCACAUUGUUAUGUGGCCUUCCUUGUUACUACGGCGAUCUGCUUAUGGAAAAGACCAAUGAUAUAAAAAUGGCUCUAUAUUCAUGUGGUUGGGAGCAUCACGUAGAAAGAGAACCACGAACGUUAAUCUUAUUAUUGAUGAUCCGCGUGGACCGGCCAGUUGGCCUAAGCACUAUGUUUCUUGAUAUCUGCCUCGAACAAUUAACUGACAUUUAUCGACAAGCCUAUGCUCUCUUUAAUCUUUUAAUUGCUGUUUUGGACUAG